GAUGCUGCCAACUGCGUCCUGGGCAAUGCUGCCGACUGCGCGGAUCUCGCCAAGUUUGGAGGCUGUAUCAAGGAGGCAAACUGCUGCGAGUCUUCCGAUGCAUCUUCCGAAAUAUCCAGUAUGACCAGUUGGAGGAAACGCUUGAACGAGCUCUAUGCUGCAGCAGACCUGGCUGGGUUGUCUUGUGAGCCAAGCGGCGAAUGCCCCAUAGAAUGCCCAGUCUUCAACGUGAGGGCUGCGUUGGAGAGGUCUGGGACUGCGGACCCUGCGGAGGCCGUGAAGAACUCUGGCCUUGGACGUUUGUCCGCCCCUCGCUCCGAUGGACUUGGCGCAGAGCAGCCCUCCGCGCCCCACCUGCCCGAAGAACGGGCGGCCGAAGAUGCGGACUUUGUGGAUGAGGGGCCUGGCGAGGCCCUCGCCGUGGAUGCACUGGCGCCAGCAGCAGCCAUGCUCCACAAGAAUGUUCUAGUGGAAGGCUUUGAUGAGCCUCUGCCACUAGAGGCACUGGACCCGCAGGACUCGCUUGACAAGCUUCCACACGUUGCUGGGGGGCACAGCCGACCCCUGAAGCCGCCUUACGAGCACAUCCGUCGCGCUCCGCCAGGGCUCCUGCAACGCCUGGCCGAGGUGGAGAAGUUGGAGGGCAAGUCCAAGGGCUCCAAGCGGACCAAGCGACGAGGGCAGUUCGAGUUCGACGACGAUGUGCCCGUCCGAGUUCGGGUGCUGGAUGUGGAUGCAUUGGCUUUGGAAGAGCUGCACAAAGCCUUCAUGUACACGUUGGUGCGUCGGCGACCUGCAGAAGUUUGUGUGCGAGUGGCCUCGCGGCUCGCUGUCUUCCGGGAUAAGCCGGGCCAGCAAUCCUAUCAGAACCUCCUCCAGGACUGUGGGAGGCUUUUCGGCUCGCUCCAUGGGCCGGAGCUUCUGGCUCUCUUCGCCCGAUGCUUUUCCACCAUCUCCGUGCCGUUCAUGCUCGACUACACAAGGAAGUAUGGGCACUUCUCCCGCGGGUUCCUUGCAGAGCAGGUUGAGAAGAGUCUCCGGCCUGGUUUCUUCGAUUUCUUGCGGUACGAGGAGAAUGGUGGCGUCCGGCCGCUGCCACUGAUCGUAGCAAAGCCAUGGAGCCUCGGGUCCUACACACGGCUGAUGACCAAGAGCUACCUCAAGAGCCGCAUGCACGAGCAGCUGAAGCUUCACGGCCAUGUCCCGAAUGUCGAGCAAGACACCGACCCAGACAUGCCUCCAGAGGCAAGGGUCAUCGAGCACCUCGGCCGUGCAGGAUCCUUGCGGGUCGAGGCACCCAAAGGGCCGUCACCAGAGGUCCAACGGCCUGCGUUGCUGGAGGCCAUUGUCCAGGCUGCAGUGGUCUGGACCAGCCAAAUUGUUUGCGCAUGUGCCAAUUCACCGACAUUGCUCAAGAUGAGCCAUUCUGAGGCGAAGCGCUGGGUCAUCGUCCAGCCCCAGUGGGGCCUCUGCAACCGCCUACGGGCUGUGGCCUCCGGGCGCAUGCUCGCCGAACAUCUCUCUCGAAGUUUCCUUGUGGACUGGCAGCCGCUGCCCGGCUGCAACUGUGCAUGGGAUCGUCUCUUCUCCUCGGAGUCGAAGACUCUAAGCGAAGAGCUUCAGGAGGAUCCAGAUCCUUCCGUGCUGGCUGCUGCCGAACUGCUGCAUGCCUGGGACGAGGUCGUAGUCCUGGCCCGUUGCAAACCUGACAGCCAAGAACUCAGGGGAGCGAUGCGGAGCUUCGAGGCCUUCCACAGAGAAUGCUACCGAGCAGGGCUAGCUUACCUCCUUGAUGCUGCUUCCGAGAAAUGGAGGUCGUGCAGGCCGUUUCACGGACGCGACAGUCUGCCGAGCUUCCUCGAAGUAGAUUGCCUUUGCGUCAGAGCCUUCAACCCGUUCUACCCACCCAGGGAGGAGGAUCGACAACAGCUCGCUGCAGAGCGGGCAGCGCACCUGAAUUGCCUGGUGGCCGCUGCCCCUGUGCGCCAAAGGCUCUGGCAGCUGCCCGAAGGCACGAUCUCGGUUCACAUCCGCCGCACGGACCACGCUAAGGCCAUUGCGAGAUCGCCCGAGGACCUGUUCGUACAAGCCAUGGACUCUUAUGGAACAGAAGCCAAGUUCUUCUUAGCGACGGACGACGCCGAAGUCGAGUCGCGGUUGCGACGGCGUUAUGGUCAGCGUCUCCUGACACAACCCAAGCGCACGCUCAGCCGCAAUGAUCCGGAUGGUAUUGAAGAUGCCUUGUUGGACCUGCUGAUGCUGUCGCAGGGGAGUGAGGUCUUGGGCUCUUACAAAUCCUCCUUCUCUGCGAUGGCCUCGCACUUCCGGUGCAUUCCGCUUCAUGUUGUGGAUGUGCGUCCCGAAAGUGCUCCCGACCCGGCCGCCAGGGUCGGAGCAGGCUUCCGGGAGGUGUCGGUGGUUGCAGCCGACCCGGAGGAUGACUGUCCGGGUGAUCGGCGCGUCGGAAAAGUGCGCCAGUGCGCGGAAUACUCUGGCGUUGGUUGGGAUGCCUCUCAGGCUGACGGGUCGACGACCAAGGAGAAGCCACGUCCGUUCAUGAGAGGAGCUCGACGUGCCAUGGCAGAAGCCGAGUUGCACGAUUCAGAUGGCGAAGGGUACUCAGAUUUCUACGAUUCCGAUGACGAGGAGGCGGUCAGCGACGACGAGGGUGGUACAUCUGGAGGAAAGAAGUUUGGAUUACAAUUUGAGCGAGUGGUGCCCGACUCUGCUUAUUCUGCCAUUGCAGAGGACGGUGCUCUGGUUGAUGCUGAAAAGUUGCAGAAGGAUUCUGCCACUGCGUCAACCGAGUUGGAAGAGGCAUUUGCUGAUCGCUGGUGGUCGCAAUUUCGACGCCAUUUUUUCAGACAUAACUAUGGGGCGUAUCGCUUGUUGGAUGGCCGGUGGCAACGGGUGCCGGAUCCGAACGGCCCCAGGUACAAGCCACGGCAGAGGAAGAGGCUGAGUUUACCCAGCAUCAUCAAUGUGGCAAAUGCCAACGUCAUGCGAGAUACAUCGCAAAUGAUGUCUGACAAUGACUGCCAAUCGGAGGAGUUCUUGUGGAGCUUGGGCGUUGGAGCCUCGCUUCCUUCUUGGCUGCAAGAGAUGCGCCACGAGCAGCGGCAACGGGGGCUGAAUCAAGGCCCUCACGUCGACACGCACAGCAAGGAACGCCUGGGCGUUGGGCCUCAAGUUGGGAGCGGUCGUCCUCAUGCCGCGCCUAGACGAGCGACUGCUGAUGGCGCGAAAAACACAGAAGUGGAGAUCAAUGACCAAUCGGUAGCCGAAGCCUUGGCGAGCCCAAGACGGGUUUGCAUGGCCCUGGAAAGCUGCAGCCUGAAGGACUGGCUAAUCAGUCUAGAUGAUUCCGGUUUUCUCGUACAGUACCAUGAUAGCAUAGCGAGCAAGCUGGACAGCGUAGCUCAGAUUGUGGAGACCUACGCGAAGGACUCAGGCGAAGUUGAUCCUCAGUUCUUUGACGAUGCCGGGAUCACCAAAUUAGGACAUCGCCGCCUUUUCCAGAAAUGGUUUCGCGAAAACUGUUUCGUUGGAGGCGUUUGGGUAGCAAGGUACAAAGCGGGUUCAGCCAAGCUCGCAAGAUGA
Symbiodinium necroappetens is the source of this 3600-nucleotide messenger RNA. The record is from the annotation of a GenBank genome assembly. NCBI's taxonomy places the organism in Eukaryota, Dinophyceae, Suessiales, Symbiodiniaceae.